Branchiostoma floridae (Florida lancelet) is the source of this 1084-nucleotide messenger RNA. Its product is annotated as alpha-crystallin B chain-like. The record is from RefSeq and is a predicted model, not a curated record. Gene Ontology annotation, biological process: response to heat; protein refolding. Gene Ontology annotation, molecular function: protein folding chaperone. Lineage: Eukaryota; Metazoa; Chordata; Leptocardii; Amphioxiformes; Branchiostomatidae. The coding region runs from base 117 to 746 and encodes 209 amino acids. The transcript has 2 exons.
CCCUGUUGUGGUAUAAAAAUGGGUGACACUGGUGGGUUCAUCAGACUCUUCCGAUCCACGGAAAUAUCAGCAUCAACUUCCCAGCGACAAAGACGACCCAACCGACAGCAGACAGAAUGGCUCUCGUGUUCUCCCCGUUUCACCCGAGCAGGCACUGCAGCCGAGCCGUUCGGCCUCGCGGCUUCCCGGGACUGGCUCAUGACGUUCCACUCUCCGUCAUGGAACACCAGAUGGACGCCGCUCUCCAAGAUGGACUGCUCUUCCUCAACCAGCUCCUCAGCCCUUCACAGUGCCCAUGUCGGCCACCGACACAGCAGAACAAGGACGCUGAGAAGACGGUCGAUGAAGGAAAGAAGGAAACGAAGAACGAAGCAACUCCGCCCGAGAAGUACGAGGUGUCGCUCGACGUGACAGGAUUCUCCCCUGACGAGAUCAGCGUCAAAACGGUCGGCAACAAAGUCCGAGUCCAGGGCAAGCACGAAGCGCGCCACGCCGACCAGACCGGCCAUAGCUUCCGCUAUCAGGAGCUGAGGAGGGAGUUUGUGCUGCCCGAGGGGGUGGACCCCGCCACCGUGACGUCCAUGCUGUCCAAGGACGGAGUGCUGAGUAUCCAGGCACCGAGGAUGGCCAUCGAGGCGGCGCCUGCCGAGAAGGUUGUACCUGUCCAGUCUGCAGAGGUGCCGGCAGUAGAGAAUGGUACCGAGGACACUGGUAGUGCAGAGGGCGAUGAUGAGAUGGCACAGUGAGACAAUGCGUCGUUCUGAAAUUGUAGGACUCUGAAGCACCACGGCUUCCAUAUUUAGUCGCUAAUAUUCUAUAAUAUUUAUCAACGUACAACAUCGAUGUUUACUAAAAAUGGGUACAUGUAUCAAUUUGAUUAUAUCAUGUUAUUCAGUAAAACUAUAUUAUACAUGCCAUAAUAGCGGCGUCUUUAAAUGAAAUGUAAUGCAGGACAUUGCAAGACGCGAAUUGUCAUUUGCUGCAGAAAUUUAGAGGGACGUUUCCCUGUGCUAACGGUGGACAAAUAUAUCUUAUGUAUUAGAAGUAUGGAUGCGGAAUAAAGUGUAUUUUUCUGUCAAUUGCA